AGAUUUAUAUACUACGCUUUGAAUUCUGAUCUUUACGUUCGACGUUUGAUGUUCUCAUCGAAGAAUUUGGCAACGAGUACACACAAUAAGGAAGAUUCAGUCCUGUAAAUCAUCAUCACCCAUAUGUCAUGUCAUUAAAAGCAUUUCGCUUAGAAUUUAAUCGAUCGACCGCUACGUAUAUAGCCGGUGAAAUUGUCAGUGGAAAUAUUAUCGUGGAUAUAGCAAAAGAGAAGCAGAUUAGAGGACUUUUUGUUAGUGCGACGGGAAAAGCAUACGUGCAUUGGAGUGAAACUGACAAAAAUAAGACAAGGAGUUAUACCAAUUCAGAGAAAUACUUCCAGCUGAAAUGCAACAUAAUUAGUACACAAAGAUCUGAUUUACAGGUGAAACUCCCCAGAGGAUAUAACCAGUAUCCUUUUAGCUUCCAAAUACCUUAUAAUAUACCAUGUAGCUUUGAGCAUCGUAAUGGAUAUGUAAGGUACACGGUAAAUGCCGUGAUCGAUAGACCAUGGAAGUUCAAUCACGAAUGUAAAGCAGCGUUCACCGUAGUUUCGAUUCUAGAUUUGAAUGUUCAUCGUGAAAAAUGUUUAGGAGUCAAUGAUGAAACGAGAAAAACUUUCUGUUGCUUCACGAACGGCGAGAUUAAUUUGCAAAUUUCAAUACCUUCCUCUGGAUACGUACCAGGACAAAUGGUAAAUACAAUAGUGGACUAUGUGAACUCUACGAAUAUAUCGAUUACGAGAGUCUGCACGAAAUUAUUACAAAAACUCCAGUUCCAUUCCAGCUUGAAAACAUUGAUUGAAAACUUUAUAAUUACCAAAACGAGCCAGACAGGACCAUUUCCUACAAAUGGACAAAUAAUGUCAGGACUUUUGAUAUCACCCAUACCACCUUCUUAUCUUAAAUAUUGUAGUAUAAUAGAUGUGGACUACGAGUUGAUCGUCUGUAUUCAUAUUUCGGGAAUGCAUCGUAAAAUCAUGAAGAAUUACCCUGUUCUAAUUGGAACGACACCAUUAUGUUUGCCUCCUUCUGCACCACCUCUGCACAACGUUGUAUCCAAUCCUUCGAGCUCAUAUACGAAUGAAUUCGCGAUAACGCCAGUUCCAACGUCGACAUCAGAAAAAUCAAAUGCAUCAUCUUCCGGCAGGAGACCAACGUCGAUCGGUUGUUCCAGAACAACCCAGCACUUUUUCUAUUUAGCGCCACCGUCAUAUGAAGAAUGUGUGUCUGGAACUCAAGAUAUCCGAGAUCAAAAUGAAUCUGAGUAUGUGUUUGGUGCAAAUACUCCUUUUACGCCUAGGUAUCCUGUAUUCAACAAUUUAGAACCAAGUAUACGUAAAUGAAUAGAAAAGUGGAUUAAUCACUUAUAGAUACUUCGUAUCGAGUCGUCCAUUUGUAAU
This is a messenger RNA of Frieseomelitta varia, 1400 nucleotides long. RefSeq names its product arrestin domain-containing protein 17-like. Gene Ontology annotation, biological process: protein transport. Lineage: Eukaryota; Metazoa; Arthropoda; Insecta; Hymenoptera; Apidae. Gene Ontology annotation, cellular component: cytoplasm. The record is from RefSeq and is a predicted model, not a curated record.